Messenger RNA from Sitophilus oryzae (rice weevil), 975 nucleotides. Its product is annotated as NEDD8-like. Gene Ontology annotation, molecular function: protein tag activity; ubiquitin protein ligase binding. Gene Ontology annotation, cellular component: cytoplasm; nucleus. Gene Ontology annotation, biological process: regulation of proteolysis; modification-dependent protein catabolic process; protein neddylation. The transcript is spliced from 3 exons. The record is from RefSeq and is a predicted model, not a curated record. Lineage: Eukaryota; Metazoa; Arthropoda; Insecta; Coleoptera; Curculionidae. The coding region runs from base 664 to 945 and encodes 93 amino acids.
AAUCUGAAGUGUCAAAUUAUUGACAAGUUAAUAAAAAAAACUUUCAACUUUAUGGCGGAAUUCAAAAUUUUCAGUGAAAAAUUAAUGUAGAUAUUUACAGAUAUUUACGAAAAUUCUUAGUAUAAAUGAUUUUACGGAUAAAACCUUUCGUGGGACCCGAACAAGUCAUAGAAAUCGAGCCUAGCGAUACCAUCGAUGUUUUGAAAGAAAAACUAGCCGAAACUGAAGGCACAGACGUUGAGCAGCAAAGACUAAGCUACAAAGGAAAAAAACUUAAGGGAAACAAAACCAUCGAAAGCUAUCGUUUAAAGAAUGGAGCUACGUUACAACUAGUUAAAGCACUCAGAAGUCAUUGAUUCAUAACAUAAUAACAUAACCUAUUUCAUUAAUUAUAAAGAAACCUCCAAAACAAUGAUUGUCGCACUGUUUUGGUUCAUUUUAACUAUAAUGUACCUAUAUUAUCUCACUGCCACGACACUACACGAAUAGAACAUAAAUAACCUAACCCCGGUCAAUUAGAAAACUAGAUUUGUUUGUCAAACGACAGGAAGUGUCAAAGAAAUCAUGACAGAUGUCUAACAAAGUCGAAAUUCUUGUUGAAAAGGAAACCAAAUGCGAUAGGGACGAAGAACAAACUCGUAUAAUUUUUCUGGAUUGAAUUCAAUGAUAUUAAAGGUUGUUACCUUGACAGGAGAUGAACGAAUGAUAGAUGUAGAACCAUCGGACAAAAUAAUAGUUCUCAAAGAAAAAUUAGAAGAAAAAGAGGGCAUUCCCCCGCAACAGCAACGUCUGAUAUUUCAGGGCAAGCAACUGAAAGACGACAAGGCGAUCAGCAGCUACAAACUAAAGCCGGGUGCCGUACUGCAUCUUGUUGUGGCUUUGAGAGGUGGCGAAGACAACAACAACAACAAUAUUUACAUAACAAACAGUUUCUGUAAAAUGUAAAAAUAUAAAAAUGUAAAUAUUAAAAACCAA